AUGGCCACUCUAUCUUCAAAACCCAAUCAUGUUCGAUCAAUCAGUUUGCCUGGGAGAUCACACCCUAUCACCCAAAGAGUUGAAGAGGAGAUAAACAAGCUCAAAUCAUUAUCAGUUGCACCAACAGCAGACAGUGUGUACAGUGGUCUAUUCGGAUUGGAGAAAUUAUACAAGCGCAUAGAUGAUCUUUUCAGCUUACCACAAACCCUCUGCCAAAGUCUAGAUGCUGAAUGGGUUGAAGAUUUAUUGGACAAAUCCGUGAGGCUUCUUGAUGUUUGUGGCACUACAAGGGAACUUGUCUCACAAUAUAAAGAAAAUGUAAGAGAUCUUCAAUCAUCUCUCAGAAGGAGAAAAGGAGAUUCAACUACAGAUGAUAGCGUUGCCAGAUUUACCUCUUUCAGCAAGAAGAUCAAGAGGGAUGCCAAAAGAUUAGCCUUGAAUUUGAAACAAAUGGAUCAAGAGACUGCAGUAGCAGUCUUGCUAGAUGCAGAUCAAGAUACAAUAGCUGCGAUUAGAGCACUAAGAGAAGCUAAUGCGGUGUGCAUUUCAAUUUUCCAAAUACUGUUGUCCUUCCUGUGUGUGCCACUUUUGAAGCCAAAACAAUCAAAAUGGUCACUGCUUUCAAGAUUGGUACACAAAGACAGAAUAGUACCUGAAGUCCAAGAAGAAAACACGAGCUUAGAAACCAGGCUGGAAACAUUCGGGGCCUACCUUGACAGCUUUGAAAAUGCACUGGAAGCUACAUUUAGGUGCUUGAUUAGAUCUAGAAGCUCGCUCCUCAAUGUUCUUUCUUGUUAA
This is a messenger RNA of Nicotiana tabacum (common tobacco), 798 nucleotides long. RefSeq lists its product as uncharacterized. Gene Ontology annotation, biological process: root development; shoot system development. The record is from RefSeq and is a predicted model, not a curated record. Lineage: Eukaryota; Viridiplantae; Streptophyta; Magnoliopsida; Solanales; Solanaceae.